Nicotiana attenuata is the source of this 2810-nucleotide messenger RNA. RefSeq names its product acyl-coenzyme A thioesterase 9, mitochondrial-like. The transcript is spliced from 5 exons. The coding region runs from base 1123 to 2667 and encodes 514 amino acids. Gene Ontology annotation, biological process: acyl-CoA metabolic process. Lineage: Eukaryota; Viridiplantae; Streptophyta; Magnoliopsida; Solanales; Solanaceae. Gene Ontology annotation, molecular function: fatty acyl-CoA hydrolase activity. The record is from RefSeq and is a predicted model, not a curated record.
UUAUGUUUUUAUUAUUCAUAUUUGGAAAAGUAAUUUAAAUCGAUUGUUAGUACCCUAAUAUACAAAAUCAAUUACUUUGACCUUUUUUUUUUCCAGUAAUUACUUUGACCUUCAAAUUAAAUUUUUGGGUUAAACAAAACGCCACAACCCUAUGGCUUUGACUUGGCCAACAUUUUUUUUUUGGUUUCUAUUAUGUUUUCGGAACAAUAGUUGAAUCAUGUCUAGUUCCGUCAAAAUAAGCUUGGCCUGCCAAUUUUUUUUUCUUUCCGCAUUUAAAAACUGCUCCAUAAUUGAAAAACCAAAUCCGGAUUUUGAAGUCCUGCACCAUCACCUCAGGGGGUGGAUCCAGAAUUUAAUGUUUAUGGGUUCCUGCAGCAACCUCGAAUAAAUUUUCAAUAGUAACUGGGUUCAAAUUCAAACAUUUAUAGAUAGUAAAUUUUUCGAACACAUUUAUACUGUUUGGACAAAAUCUACUGAUUCAUGUGAACCCGUAGGUCGGGAGGUAGAACCGCGCCCAGUGGCAAAGCCAAGAAAUUCAAUAAGGGUGUUCAAAUUCUAAACACCCUUGCAUAGCUAUAAGGGUGUUCAAAGUCUAUUUUUAAUCAAUAACAAGUAAUGUUUUACCUUAUACGUAGUAUAAUUUUUCGGCGAAGGGUGUUCAGUUGACCAGCUUCUCUUGUUAUAUAAUUUGGACAAAAUCGAAAUCUGAACUAAAUCUGAAUUGCAAAGGAUUAAUGAAAUUAAAAAACAUUGAACAGUUAUUUGUGUACCCACAGAAGCAUCCCCACACAGCUGGAGGAAAUAGAUUUUGUCAGAUUGAUUUCGAUGUUUAGCUCAUGACUCACAUGUGAUUUAUACCCACACAGCUGUAUUUCUCUGAAUUACAGUUACAACAGUUAUUAUUAGCUGUCACAUCAGCAUUCUAAUCUGCCAUAGUAUCAUUUAUAAAUACAACAGUAUAAUUUAUUUCUCCAUCUAAUUGUACUAUGUCCAUAUUUCUUCUUAUUUAAGCUUAGCAAUCUCGAAACCCACAAUUCCUUAAACUAAGAUUAAUUUCCUCCAACUUGUAUAAGCUUCUGUCAUCUUCCACUAAUUGGGUUUUCUUUUCUUUUACUAUACUAGAUGAAACCUUCAACAAAACCAGUUUGUCACCAUUUCUUCAAACCGUUUUCUUAUUUUCAUUUCAACUUUCUCAAGUAUGAAGAAAAUGCUUCACUCUAUACACUCAUUUCUUAUUUUUCUACUUCACAAUCACAUAAUUCCGAAACAAAGAAUCUCAUUAAGGAGUUGAAUGGUGAUAUUACUUCAUGUCCAAAAUUACUCAGAAAGAAAAAAUCUCAUUUUACUCACUUUCUUGGUUCAUCUAACGACAAUUACUUAAAUACGUUCGUAUCACCAGAAAAGCCAAAGGUUCAUAAUGCGAAUGCCAUCAGCAAUAUUUCAGUUGAAGGCUCAACUGGAUCAUCGAUUCGAAAACCAAUUAAUUUAUUGUUGUUUAUGUGUCAUUCGCCUGUGAAAAAUGUAAUGUGGGAAGCGAGAUCGAGUAUUUUUGGAAGGCCAUCAAAUUCUGCAGUUGUUCAGUCUCUUCAAAAUGAUUUGAUUGCUAAAACACCAUCAAGGAGUAGGACUAAUGUUUUAUUCAAAUUUUCUUCUGAUUAUACACUUCGGGAACGAUAUAGAAAUCCCAGGAAUGAGAUUAGGAUUGGAAAGUUGCUGGAAGAUUUGGAUGCUUUGGCCGCAACCAUUUCCUAUAAGCAUUGUUCUUCUAAUGAUGGUACAUCUAGGUCCAUAAAACUGGUGACUGCAUCUAUGGAGAAGAUGAUUCUGAAAAAAACUAUUCGUAUUGACACUGAUCUCACUAUAGAAGGGGCUGUUAUAUGGGUUGGAUGUUCAUCUUUGGAAAUUCAACUUGAAGUGAAGCAAUCUACACCAGAAUCAUCCAAUACCACAGAGUCAGUAGCUCUUACAGCAAACUUCACAUUUGUGGCCAGAGACUCUAAGACUGGAAAAUCAGCUCGAAUCAACGCGAUUUUACCUGAAACUGAAAAAGAAAAGCUUCUUUGGGAAGAAGCAAAGGAAAGAAACAAGAUGAGAAAGGAGAAAAGAGAACAGAAGCAUGACACCAAUAUUGGAGACAAUGUAAAUAGACUGAAUAAAUUGUUGGCUGAAGCUUUGUUAGAUAGAGACAGCAUUCUAAUAAAGGAAACUUGUCUUCAAAAUUCUUUGGUUUGCCAACCUGAGCAAAGAAACAUUCAUGGUCAAAUAUUUGGAGGUUUCCUAAUGAGGAAAGCUUUUGAAUUGGCUUAUGCAACAGCUUAUUCAUUUGCUGGCAGUACACCUUGCUUUGUGGAAGUUGACUAUGUUGAUUUCUUGAAACCUGUAGAUGUUGGAGAUUUCCUCCAGCUCAAAUCAUGUGUUUUGUAUACAGAACUAGAAAACAUGUCGCGGCCUCUGAUUUAUGUGGAAGUUGUAUCUCAUGUUACACAGCCCGAACAUCUUUCCAGUGAGGUUUCAAACAAUUUUUACUUCACUUUCACUGUCAGCUCGGAUUCACUAAGAAAUGGUUUAAAAAUUAGGAAUGUUGUCCCUGGUACAGAGGAGGAAGCACGGCGUGUUAUCGAACAUAUUGAUGUUAACAAGCAGAAGAGAUUGAAGGAAUGCGUGUAAACAACUGUUUUGCGCCUAAAAGAUUUUAUACACAUAUACUCUACAAUACAAAUGUACAUUUAUUCGUUUUGGGACUUUAUUACAUUCUGUACACACACAAAAAUCCAAGUGAAUUUCUAGCACUCUCUUAUAUUGUGGAUUCA